AUGCCUUCAAAAUCGAAUAUCUCUUCUUUGGAAAAUAAACUUAAGGCCUCCAAAUUUCGAUGGCUAAAUGAAAAAUUAUAUACAACCACAGGGGACAAAUCGCUUUCUCAUUUUAAAGCCAAUCCGGAGCUUUUUACGCAGUAUCACGAAGGGUUUUCCAUGCAGGUCGGGCUGUGGUCUGUGAAUCCUUUGGAUUUAAUCAUCGAUGAACUGCUGUCCUACAUUGAUAAGCGCGCUAAACUUCUUGCUCCACUUGUGAUUGCAGACCUUGGAUGUGGUGAGGGCAAGCUUGGAACAUCACUGUCUUUGCUUGGGGUGGAAGUUUACUCAUUUGAUUUGGUAUCCACACAAGAGCAUAUCAUUGCUGCAGAUAUUUCAAACAUCCCUUUGUCCUCAAGUAGCGUUGACAUUGCUGUUUUUUGCCUCUCUCUAAUGGGAACAAAUUGGCCAGAUUUUAUUGACGAAGCACUUCGGAUUCUUAAAGAGGGUGGUUUUCUUUACAUUGCUGAGGUUCGCUCUCGCUUCGAUUCCGGUAUCAAGCCAUUCGUUGAUCAGCUGCAAAAUUUGGGUCUCAAGCUGCUAGCAAAGAGGAGCGAAGGCGACAAGUUAAAUGCAAAAUCUCAACCUUUCUACUCAAACCAUGCAUUUAUAAAAGAAGGUAGAUGCUCACACAUUGCUCUGCCUGUAAACUCGGGUAUCAAUUAUACUUGA
Messenger RNA from Mitosporidium daphniae, 711 nucleotides. RefSeq lists its product as uncharacterized. The coding region runs from base 1 to 711 and encodes 236 amino acids. The transcript is spliced from 4 exons. Gene Ontology annotation, molecular function: methyltransferase activity. The record is from RefSeq and is a predicted model, not a curated record. NCBI's taxonomy places the organism in Eukaryota, Fungi, Microsporidia. Gene Ontology annotation, cellular component: nucleolus.